AUGACAUCCUACUCCCAUCCCGAAACCAUCUACGAAACUUCCUUCAUCUCAACUCGCAACCCAAUCCACAUAAAAAUCGAUCUUCGUCAUCGCCAACCCCCCAACACCACUGCCAACUUCAUGCCCUCCACCACCAUGCUUAGCAGCGUUCUCCGUUCUCCCUUCUCAGCCCUAAUCCAUGCCCUCAUUCAACUCUCCGCCGUUUCCUUCUACCUAGCUCUCCUCAUAACAACCUACUUCCUCUACAGCAUCCGCUACCUCUCCUCCAUCACCCAUCUAACCCAACUCCUCUCCUACCUCUACAACCAAUUUCCCUCCGUCAUAAAACACAAAGCAGGCAUAAUCUACGAAGAACGCCGGCAGCUCCGCCGAAAAUACGCCGAAGCACGAACCGAGCGACUCCGUGAACGCAACGAAGUAGGUGAGCGAGAGCGAGCCCAAAUGCGUGAAGCAGUGCGACGAGUUGCCUGGAAGAGGGGAGUUGGAAAAAUGGAUUAUGGAACUGAUUUGAAUGAAGAUGAGAAGAAGAAUCCAUCAUCAUCCAAGUCUAAAUCAGAAGACAGAGAAUCAGGAGAUGGAAAUCAAGUAAUUGAAGGAUGGAUAGAAGAUGAGGUGAUCAUCCAAUCACCAAUUGAACUUCAAGAAUCACUUGAGAAAUUGGAAAGUAAAGCAGAUUAUGGGAAAAGGGCGGGAUAUCGGGACGAGGAACAACAAAUGAAAGCGAAAGAGGCAGCAAAGAUUUUAUUGAGAAAUGGAGAGGUAGAAGCAUUUCCUAAAUUUGAGGAUAUGGAUACUAGGGGGUGA
Molecule: messenger RNA, 804 nt
Organism: Botrytis porri
Lineage: Eukaryota; Fungi; Ascomycota; Leotiomycetes; Helotiales; Sclerotiniaceae
Exons: 1
Coding region: 1-804 (267 amino acids)
Source: RefSeq, a predicted model, not a curated record